Chlamydomonas reinhardtii is the source of this 1876-nucleotide messenger RNA. RefSeq lists its product as uncharacterized. Gene Ontology annotation, biological process: nucleocytoplasmic transport; activation of GTPase activity. The record is from RefSeq and is a predicted model, not a curated record. NCBI's taxonomy places the organism in Eukaryota, Viridiplantae, Chlorophyta, Chlorophyceae, Chlamydomonadales, Chlamydomonadaceae. The transcript has 14 exons. Bases 235 to 1545 code for a protein of 436 amino acids. Gene Ontology annotation, molecular function: small GTPase binding; GTPase activator activity. Gene Ontology annotation, cellular component: cytosol; nucleus; perinuclear region of cytoplasm.
CCUCCAUUGUAUACACCCACCACUGCCUCUCAGGCAACAAUUUACUGUAGAAUUGGACAAGCCUUUCUAGUCUGCCAAGUUUCUAAUCUCUCAGGAUUCAGUAAUACGUCAUACGACGUUGUUUAAACACCAUUAAGGCCUGAAACUCACGGAAGAGUCUCAACCAUGGCCCCGAAGAAGGAGAAGGGGCCGAAGCAGAUCAAGGCAGCUAGCGAGCUCACUGCAUUUUUGAACAUGUAUAAAGCUGCUUGCAAGCGGUACGCGGUGCCCGUCGACAAGCCUCUGACUGAGGAGGUUGAAGCCAAACUGCUGGACUUCAAGCCCCUGGAGAAGGUAUCGCUGCGGGGGCCGCAGCACACCAGCGGCUCCAUAUGCGCGGUCUUGGACGCCAUGGCAGGCUACGCCGCUGUGAAGAACUUUGCCUGCUGGGGCUGCAACCUGGGGGACGAGGGUCUGUAUGCGCUGUCACAGCUGCUGCGCGGCGCCACCACCCGCACCUGGACGGGCUCCAAGCCGCGGCUGCUGGAGGUGGUGCACGACGGUGCACAGGUGCCGGCCGACCGAUGGCCGGAGCGCUAUCUGGCCCACGCCAACGGGCUGGGCGGCAUGGUGACUCGCGGCCCCGGAUUCCAGCUGCCCUCGCUGGCGCUGGGGCACACGCAGGCGGUGACGCUGGACACGGUGCUGCUGCAGCCGGAGGCAGUGGCGGGGACAGCUGCGCUGGACCUGUCCUCGUUGGAGCGGCAGCUGACCAGCCUCAUGGCGUCCACCUCCACCGCCGUCACAUCCGUGCUGUAUGAUAACCUGAACACGGCGCGGCAUGCCAACGCCGGCGGCGCGGAUGCGCAGAUUCCGCGCCACCCCGCUAAUGGGCGACCCAUGCUGUACUCGAAUCCCCAACUGGCCUUCAGCCCGGAGGCUCUCAAGGAGUUUGCGUUAGCACUCGGAGCACAGGGGCACAUGAUACAGGUGCUGGUGCUAGACCACAACCACCUCGGCGACGUGGGGGCCAAGAUACUGGCUGCCGGGCUUAAGCGGUGCGCCCCGCUGAAGCAGCUGUCGCUGGCGCACUGCGGCAUUGGCCCGGAGGGCGGCGCCGCGCUGGGCGCCAGUCUGGUGCCGGACACCAACAAGCUGCUGGCUGACGUGCAGCCUAAGUACACGGUGCUGAACCUGAGUCACAACCCGCUGUGUGCGGCGGGCGUGAUCGCGCUAGCGAGCGGGCUGCAGCACGUCGCCUCACUCAAGGUGCUGCAGCUGGCCGCGGUGGAGCUGUACUCGGAACACAAGGACCUGGACGCGCUGCAGACGCUGGCCGACUGCCUCAACACCAACCAGUCCAUCAACCAGGUGGACCUGGACGCAAACGCAAUAGGGGACGUGGGUGCCACGGUGCUUCUGCCGUUCCUGCAGCAGCAGAAGCACAUCCGCAAGUUCCGGCUCACGCCGCGGCUCAGCCGGCCUGUGAUGCAGGCGGUGAAUGAGGCAAUACGAGCUAACCUGCCCAAGAAGGUGGUGAAGAAAAAGGUGGUGAAGAAGAAGUAGGCGAAUGGAGCGGGAGGUGUACAGCAAGGCCGGCUCAGGCUACUGCCCUACCGGUGCGAGAGCAGGCCAAUGGUCAGGUCAGCAGAAUGGAGUGUGAUGCGGCGGCAAUCGGGCUCGCGGUUGGCAGCAAAGUGGGCCGCGUUGGCUGGGUCGUGUUGAAGCGGGUGGUGGAUGGCAACGUGUCAGUGGAAAGCUGGCCUCAGUGUGACAUCGCUUGCCGCAAUGUUCAUGCAAUUCAAGAUGCAUCAUUGCUCACAUGCUCAGCAAGCCGGGUUAACGGGUUUGCAGCGGCGUGGUGCAUCCACCCGGUCGCGGAUUGCAAAAUUACUGC